AUUUUAACAUCGGCCAUUUUGAGUAUAUUUAGUUGUUCGUCAAGCAAGUUUUGUCGCUCAUGCGCGACUUUUAAUUUUAUAAAAGUUUUUCUGUAAUUGAAGUUUAAAACUUCUUCUUUUAUCAAAAUUAAGAUUUUCUUAUUUUAUCGUAUUGAUUUUACAGUGCAUAGACAGAAUAAGAGAGUAAAAAACUCUUUAUUCUUACCUUUCGACUUCGCAUCUUUUAUAACUAAUCCAGUUAAAUUAUUUUGAUUCUACGAAGAAUUGUUAUUUAUUUUAAUUAAUUUAUAUGAUAAUGGCUUUAUACUGAAUAAAAUGUCGUACGAGAAGCUCAAUUUCGCCUCUCUCUUCGGAGAUCACGUCUCCUUGAUCAAUUUUUAUGUCAGAAAAUCGUCAAAUGGAAAAAAAAUUAAACAUGCCUGUGUCAAAGUCUGCACAGGGAAAUAAAAAUGAAAAUAAAAAGUCUACAGAAGUGUCCAUUUCAAAAUUUGCUACUAAUCGUCGUAAUGGAAAACUAUUUUCUGUUCAACCUCAGAAAUCUGAUGGAAAUCGAGGAGUAUCUUUUAAAAAGAACAACAAUUUUAAGCAGCCACAACCUCGAGUUAGUUUAUUUUGUGGAAAGAAGAGUGCCGAGGUAAUUGAUACAUUGCAAGAUGUUGAGGAUGAAGAAGAUGCCAAUAUGUUGCCAAAUUCUCGGCAAUGGAAUCAAACAAACAUGUGGAAUAUGCCAAAAAAGCACAGUUGUAGCUUACAAAAAACAGAGGAAUAUGUCAAAUUUAAUAUCAAGCAUUUUUUAUUAGCAAAUUGCCAGUUUGUUGUUAAGUCAGGCAGAGAUUAUACAUUUUGGAUUUUCAACCAGGAUGAAAUAGUAAACUGGGACUACAUUGAACAAAUUAAGAUGCUUUCUACUCAAGCUAUUAAAUGUCCAAUAUGUAUGGAUAUACCUACAACCCCAAAAAUUACCUGUUGUGGACAUAUUUAUUGUUGGCCUUGUAUAUUGCGAUAUUUGGAUGUUAACAAAGAGUUUGAUAUUGAUACUUGUCCAAUAUGUCAUUCUACAGUCAUAAAAAAUGAGUUAAAAAGUUUUGAGUUAAUUUUAAAUGAAGAAUGUCGUGUUGGUCAUCCAAUUACUUUGCAGCUGAUGAAAAGGGCUAGAAACUCAUUGCAAGCAUAUCCUUUUAUUGACUUACAGAAAAAUAAUAACCAUUCUAGUGGAAAUUUACCGUUGUCAAUUUCAGAAUUAAAUAUGUCCACUACUUACUCCCGGCUUCUUGUUGCUAAUAAAAAUGAAAUUUUAACAAUAUUAAAUAAAGAAAGAGAGGCACUUGUGUUGCUUCUAGAUCAUUGGGAAACUGAAGAUAAAGAAAAAAAGUACAUUUUUGAAGCACUUGAAUUGUUAUCAAAAAGGGAGGAUUUAAUAAUGAAUGAAAAAUUAGUCUCGAAUGGUAUAAAAAAAUCAAUUAAUGCUCCUGGUUGUUCUCAUAAUCUAUCUCCAUCUCCAAAUAAAAAUAAUUCAAAUUCAUCUGAAAUUGAAAAAAACCAUGAUUACAAAGGAAAUUAUAUAAAUGUUGAUUGUGUCCAAUCAUCUACAUCUAAGCCAACUAAAAAAGAUUUCUACUUUUAUCAAGCUAUAGAUGGUCAACACAUAUAUCUUUCAGCCAUUAAUAUAGAAAUGUUAGAAAAAAUGUAUGGCAGUCUUGAAAAUAGUCCCCAGAAGUUGACUGCUAUUGUUUAUGAAAAGCAGUAUUUGUCUAUGACUGAAUCAUUAAGGAAGCGUUAUAGAUUCUUACUCCAUUUACCCAUUUCUACAGUAUUUGAAUGGGUAGAAAUAGAUAUGGUUGAAAUUGUAUCACCUGAAAUUUUUGAUUUAUUUAAAAGUAAUUUGGAUGAUAGAAAAAUUAAAAGAGAUCGCCGAGCCUAUGAAGAGCAAAGACUCACCAAACGUAUUGAAGAGAGAAACCAAAAAAAACAAAUACCCCCUCCUGAAUGGAAAAACUGGCAUAUCUUUCCUCAGUGUGGUUAUGACCCUUUUUCUGAUGAGAGUAUGGUUUCAUUAAACGAGUCUUUAGGAACUGUUAAGUCAUCUUCACCUACAAAUAUUUCACAAACAACUCCCAGCCUAUCUAAUUUAUCAUUUGCUAAAGCACUUCAAAAUAAAAAUUCGCUUCCUAUUAAAACAUCAACUGCCAUCCAAACAUCUAGUUCAUCUAUUGAAUGGCCAACUUUGAUGUCCACAUCAAAAGCAACUUCGAUAAAAGAACAAAAGCUUGAAGAGACAAUAGCUAAUUUAACUUUGAAUGGUAAUGGAAGCAAUAAAAUCAACAAGAAAAAAAAGCGUUCUAAAUAUGAACCUUUAAAUUAAUGAAAUCAUUUAUUAAGCUUAAUUUGAGAAACAUUUGUUAUAGGUUUUAUUAAUGAAAUUCAUAUUGGUUUUUUAGUGUUAAGAGUACAUUAAUAAUUAAAGUAUAUUUAAUAUUCUAAGUAUAGCUUAAUAAUUAUUUUUAAACUUUUUAAUACAAAUAUUUUACUUUGAUUAACAAAGGUUAGAUGAUUAUUUAAAUUCUUCUUUACUAAAGUUUAUAUUUAUGUUUUUUUAUUCAGUUGUUCAUGUUCACACUUAUUAGAUUUUUUGACUAAGAAAUUGAUUUAAAGUUUAUUAUAAUUAAAAAAUUUGUUUUGGUUAAAUAAAAAUUUAUUAUUGUUUUCAUUAUUAAUUACAAUAAGUUUCAUUUAAAAGUUAAACUGUCUGUAAUUUGAAUAUUAAAAGGUAUAAUUGGAUUUAAUUUAUUAAAACUUAUAAAAACAUUUU
This is a messenger RNA of Daktulosphaira vitifoliae (grape phylloxera), 2809 nucleotides long. Its product is annotated as RING finger protein 10. NCBI's taxonomy places the organism in Eukaryota, Metazoa, Arthropoda, Insecta, Hemiptera, Phylloxeridae. The record is from RefSeq and is a predicted model, not a curated record. The coding region runs from base 380 to 2362 and encodes 660 amino acids. Gene Ontology annotation, biological process: positive regulation of transcription by RNA polymerase II. Gene Ontology annotation, molecular function: metal ion binding; transcription cis-regulatory region binding. The transcript has 14 exons.